Molecule: messenger RNA, 1871 nt
Organism: Drosophila subpulchrella
Lineage: Eukaryota; Metazoa; Arthropoda; Insecta; Diptera; Drosophilidae
Gene: sxe2
Product: lipase member H
Exons: 3
Coding region: 536-1729 (397 amino acids)
Biological process (GO): lipid metabolic process
Molecular function (GO): lipase activity
Source: RefSeq, a predicted model, not a curated record
GUUGAAACUAGCAUCGAUUCCCAUCGACCUGGUCGGCAGCCCUUUAUGGAGGGUCCGUGAAGUGUUUGCCUGCACUUAGCCACGAGAUCUGUGUUUUGAACUACUCAGCUACUGAGGGAUCGGCGCUGAGGGAAUGACUGCAUUGGCCAGGCCCGCUGUCGUUCCAACUGUCCAACCAGUUCAUCAUGACAGUGACCGCUGAGCUGCUGCUGCUGCGGCUGCGCCGGUAGGCCGCCCUUGUCGGCGGCAGAGACAGAACGCAGCGGGCUUUAUUUAACCAAGCCUCCGUCUAGAAUUUUGCAAUACUUCGGUCCGAGGCCUGUAACGAAUCGGAUCUCUGCCGUCUGCGACAGGUUAGCUCUGCUCAGCCCGGCUCUGAAAUUUCACGUUCUUUUUAAGAGCGGCACGAGCGUGUGAUAAAAUUUGGAUCGCGAAUUGAAAAACAACAAAAUAUCUUAAGUCGCACUCAAGUGGUUUUUAAUUGACGCCUUGUCGUGAAUUGUCAUCGCGUUUUUGGCUAAAGACAGUGCGGUUUAUGGGAUCGUUAAGGGGAAUGCAUAUAUUAGGCCGGUGGCUGUGGCUGCUGCUCCUCGGCGCUGUGGGAAUCUUUUCCCCCUGUUUUGCUGUUUUAGUUGAUGCGUCAAUUCAAUUGUUUGGUUAUGCACCUGGAAAGUGCGAGAUAUCCAUUGCGGGUGUGAUCCAGGAUAUGCUCAACACGGAGGCCCGCAUCAUCCUCGGAACACCUCGUCCGUCGCAAACAAAGCUGCUUCGGUACGAUCUCUAUACUCCCCUUAAUCCCGAGGAGCGUCAGUUGCUGCGACCAGGAGAUCUAAACCUGCUAAGGAACUCACACUUUAAUCCCAAGUGGCCAGUGAGGGUUUCCAUUCACGGAUGGGCGGGUAAAAGUAUCUCCUGCUCGAAUGCCGCCAUCAAGGAUGCCUACCUAUCCCGGGGCAAUUUCAAUGUCAUAAUCCUGGACUGGAGUCGCCAGGCCUCGGACAUCAGCUAUCCCCGUGUGUCCAAGCAGCUGCCAUCGAUAGCUGCCAAUGUGGCCAAGAUGCUGCGCUUUCUGCACGACAACACUGGGGUUCCUUACGAGCAAAUCUACUUGGUGGGUCACAGUGCAGGGAGUCACAUCUCCGGGUUGACAGGAAAGAUGUUGAGGCCACAACGAUUGGGUGCCAUUUUCGCAUUGGAUCCUGCCGGCCUCACUCAGCUCAGCCUGGGACCCGAGGAUCGGCUGGAUGUCAAUGAUGCCCUGUAUGUGGAGUCGCUCCACACGGAUCUAACGCUGCUCGGGAAUCCGAGCACCAAGCUCAGUCACGCCUCCUUUUUCGCCAACUGGGGACUGGGACAGCCACAUUGUCCAAACGCCACGGCCACGGAGUUUGACUUUGUGUGCGACCACUUCGCGGCCAUGUUCUACUUUGCCGAGUCAGUGCGUCAGCCCAGAUCUUUUGCCGCCUUGCGCUGCAGUUCGGCGCAAUCGGUGCGCUCGGCCACCUGCAAUUGCAACAACAACAGCGGUGGGGGUAGAGGAAAAAAUGCAGUUCAGACAUGCACCGGCAACGAGUUCAUGGGCGGUGAGCCGGCUGUGCCCAAGAGGGGUAUCUUCUAUCUGAGCACACGGCCACAGUCGCCAUAUGGCUCCAACGAUGGCCUGGUCCACAUCCGACGACCACGGCCGUCCACAGUUCGGGAGACGGCCAGCCGGCGGCCAUUUGGAUAGGUGUAGAUCCAAAGCGAGCGAAGCGAAUUUGCGACAGACCAAAAAGAGAUUUUUAUACACUACAUAUUUAAGCCUAGACUUAGCCAAGAGCCAAUCCGCCCAAAGAAUGCGAAUAAAGCAAACAUUAUUUUACAAUUAAAAA